Dromiciops gliroides (monito del monte) is the source of this 4311-nucleotide messenger RNA. RefSeq names its product minichromosome maintenance 10 replication initiation factor (gene MCM10). Gene Ontology annotation, molecular function: DNA replication origin binding; single-stranded DNA binding. The record is from RefSeq and is a predicted model, not a curated record. The transcript has 20 exons. Gene Ontology annotation, biological process: DNA replication; DNA replication initiation. Gene Ontology annotation, cellular component: nucleus; replication fork protection complex. Bases 72 to 2702 code for a protein of 876 amino acids. Lineage: Eukaryota; Metazoa; Chordata; Mammalia; Microbiotheria; Microbiotheriidae.
CUGGCGGCUCGGAGCUAACGUAGAAUUUCCCUUGUGGUCGUUGAAGUUCCCAUAUCAGCCGCGCUCUUGACAUGGAUGAGGAAGAGUGUGACCUGGCUCUACUUACUGAGCUACUGGAGGAAAAUGAAUCCGCUUUAGAAUAUAAUUCAGAGCAGACUGGCUUCUUGACAGAGGAAGCCAGAGAGCCUGAUGAAUUUGAUGAACUCUUUGAUGCCGAUAGUGACGGUGCAUCUUACAAAGAAGAGAUUGAUGAGCUUCUGGAGGUGGAAUCUGGAGAGCAAAAGGAAAAUGUGGCCACUCUUUUUGGAGACGUCAAUGACCUGACAGAUGAGGAGAAUGAAGAAGCUCAGGACACAGCACAGUCACCACGAUUAAGUCCCAUACCUCCACCAGCUCCUGGUCAAGAGAAAAUGCACCAGGAACUGCAAGAUGAAUUAAAGAAAUUGCAAGAGCAGAUGAAGACAUUACAAGAACAGCUCAAAAUGACUGCAAUUGGGAAGUCUGCAAGCCCGAAGCCUUCCCAGAAAUCCUCUGGUAAGCUUUCGCUCCUCCCUCUUAAGGAGAAGAAAGUUCAGAAGAUUCAGGAGUCAUCUAUUUUUUCUGCCCAGCUUGAUGUCCCUGCUCUGCCCAAACCCAAGCAAGUAGCCCAGAAGCCAAAGGUUUUACCUGCAGAGCUCAAGAGUCCUCUUUCAGGAUCAUUACCAAAUUCAUAUUCCCAGCCCCUCCGGUCUACUACUGGAAACAAGCCCAGUGGAGGGACUGGAACCUUGAAUUUAGGGACAUCUGGAACUUCAUAUGGAGCUGCUCAAACUGUUUCAGUGGAAAAAUUUACUGGACUCAGGUUAAGGCGGCCCCGAGUGUCCUCCACAGAAAUGGACAGGAAAAUGGCUGGCCGGAAACUGAUCAGACUAUCUCAGCUCAAGAACAAGUUGGCAAGUGAAAAAUUGGAAGAAAUGGACUGGGUGACAUUUGGGGUCAUAAUGAAGAAAGUCACACCUCAGAGUUCAAACAAUGGAAAAACCUUUAGCAUCUGGAGGCUGAAUGAUCUGCGUGACCUAAAUCAGAAUGUCUCAUUGUUCUUGUUUGGAGAAGUCCACAAAGAACACUGGAAGACUGAGCAAGGCACUGUCAUAGGAUUGCUUAAUGCCAACCCCAUGAAGCCAAAGGAGGGUUCAGAUGAAGUAUGUUUAUCUAUUGAUCAUGCCCAGAAGAUCUUAAUUAUGGGUGAAGCUCUUGACUUGGGAACCUGCAAAGCAAAGAAAAAGAAUGGAGAGCCUUGUACACAGAUCGUCAAUCUGAAUGACUGUGAAUACUGUCAGUAUCAUAUACAGUCUCAGUAUAAGAAGCUGAGUGCCAGGCGAGCGGAUUUGCAGUCUUCCUUCUCAGGAGGCAAAGUGCCAAAGAAAUGCGCUCGCAAAGGCUCUAGCCUGAAAGAACGACUGUGUCGGGACGGCUUUUACUAUGGAGGAGUCUCUUCAGAGUCAUAUGCAGCCUCAGUUGCAGCUACUGCCGCUCCUAAGAAAACUAUUCAGACCACUCUGACCAACUUGGUUUUAAGAGGCACUGAUGCAAUUGUCCAAGAAACUCGACAGAAACUGGGUCUCCCACAGAAGAAUCCGUCAUGUUCUGAGGAAUUUAAACAGUUAAUGGAUUUGCCUACAGUUGGAGCAAGAAACCUAAAAAAACAUUUGGCCAAAUCCAAAUCACCAGGAGCUCUGGGAAACCCUUGUCCUCCCAUCCAAUCUAUCCCUGCAUCGGCUUUGCUGAAACAACAGAAGCAACAAAUGUUGGAAAUGAGGAAAAAGAAAACAGAAGAAAUACAGAAACGAUUUCUUGAAAGUACAGCUGGAGUCAAAAGACCAGCUUCACUUUCCUCUUCAGAAAAGUCCCCUUUGCAGUCUCCAAGACCAGGGGCAGAAUUUCCCAAGGUGAGAAGAACCCUUGGCCCACAGACGCCCAAGCUUGGACGAGGAUUCUCAGAAGGUGAUGAUAUUCUCUUCUUUGACGAGUCCCCUCCACCAGGACCAAAGCUGAGUGCUUUAGCAGAAACUAAGAAGUUAACAGCUAUUGCCAAAUUGAGAGCCAAAGGCCAGAUCCUUACAAAAGCGGAUCCAAACUGUAUUAAACGGAAGCAAAAUGACCUUCAGAACGUCUUGGAGAUAACAGAGCGUGUGGAGAAAAGCACCUCAUCAUCACCAGCUGAUGACCUAGAACCUGCACAAAAGAAACGUCGAGAGCAACUGGCCUACCUGGAGUCUGAGGAGUUCCAGAAAAUUCUCAGAGCUAAAUCCAGGCAUACUUCGGUGCUGAAGGAGGCUGAGGCAGACCUACAGGAACGCUAUUUUGAACCAUUGGUGAAAAAAGAACAAAUGGAAGAAAAAAUGAAAAGUAUUAGGGAAGUGAAAUGCCGAGUGGUAACGUGCAAAACGUGCAACUAUACCCAUUUCAAGCUCUUGGAGACCUGUGUCAGUGAGAACCAUGACUACCACUGGCAUGAUGGGGUGAAGCGGUUUUUCAAGUGCCCCUGUGGAAAUAGAAGCAUAUCUCUUGACAGGCUACCUCAAAAGCACUGCAGUAAUUGUGGCCUCUUCAAAUGGGAAAGGGAUGGAAUGCUAAAAGAGAAGACUGGGCCAAAAAUUGGUGGAGAGACCCUAUUGCCAAGAGGAGAAGAACAUCCCAGAUUUUUGAAUAGUCUUAAAUAGCCCUGGUUUCAGUAGUUAACACCUACCUCCUACCUUGCUUCUUGUGUCUCCAGAAAAACAACCUAUUGUUUCAAUAUUGACCAUAAAUGGAAACUUGUAAAAAAAGAAGGUUAAACAUUUUUUUUUUUAUAAAAAAGAAGGUUAAGCCAAAAAGAAACACCCACUUGCUUGCUUUCAUUGGAUUGGUCUGAGUACUGAUAUUGACAUUUAAAAUAAGAGAUGAAGACAGAGGUAUUUCCUGUUUUGUUCCCAGGGACUGAUGUCUAAAUUACUGGAUUCAGCGAAGGCACACUUUCCAACUAGCACAUGCAAUUUAAACUGAGCUAUCUGCCUUCUCCUACAGGAUAAGAUGUUAGAUAUCAGGAUAAGAGGGUUUCCUAGUACUUAUUGAACACCCAGUGGUGAAAUAAACUGAUCCAUUCCUGCCUCUGGCCUAGACUAUUUUUUUUUUUAAUUACACUCGAAGUAAAAAACAGUUGGUUAGUUUUUCUUCCUGUUGUCUGUUUUGUGACCUUGAUCGUCUUUGAACUUCUUUAUUUCUCAUGCUCUGCACAAGGGCUCUAAAAAUAAUAGUCUCCUCCCUCUCCAAGACUCUCAGUGAAUGAAUGGAUGAAAAAGCCUUUUAAAUACUUACUAUAUGCAAAAAAAUACUGGAGCGGUUUUGAUUCAAUGAACAGCAUACUUUUUAUGGCUGAUCAGACUGUGCUACAGAAAGAGAUUAUGUUUGUUUUUCUCCAAAAAGAAAAAGGUCGAUGAAAUUUAAGAACCUCCAACCCUGUCCAAUACAAACUGAAGAAUUGUUAAAUAUAACUACUGAAAGCAAAUAACUCAUUUCCUGUAGAAAUUUGUUUACAUGGGAUUAAAACAAGAGGGACCAACUGUACAUCUAGAGUUAGGGACCUUGAGCUAUGAGAUUCUGGAGAACAAAUUCAAGUUCUUCAAAAGUUACCAAAUUGCUCUAAUUCGUAUAGCAGUAGGUAGAUGCUUUGUUUCUCUUGAAGUCAUAUAUCUCAAAAACAAUACUCUGGAAUGUCACAUCUUCAAGAAGAUGUUUUUUAUUGUCUACUAAUGAAGACAACUAAUCAUUUAUCUCCGCUCACUGAGUCAAAAAAAACACUAGGAAAUACUGAAGCAUUUACAAAGUCGUUACAAAGGCUCAUUUCAAGGGAACGUGCCAUUCCAGCCUCUGGAUUAAAGCAGCUGAGUCCUUGGAAGCAUUUUGCAGGCUCAUCCUUAGACCUUGAACGCAACCUGGCAUUUCGAAGAUCCUAGUGGCCCUUAGGAACACUCGGUUGCUCCACAGCAAACCUGUUUUUCCUUUGAGCAAAACGAAAGACCACAUGGACUGGAGAGAACUCGUUGUUGUUACCUGGCUUAUGGUGCUGGCCUUUAGUCUUAGUGGUGAUAACUGAUAAGAAUUGAUGUUGGUGGAUAUUGAUAAUAAUAAAUGGCCUUAGCUAUUGAUGAAGGCUGGUAUUAUUGACUUGGGGAUCCCGUGUUUACUCUCUGUAUGAAUAUUCAUACAGUAGUAAUAAGAACCUUACCUCUCACUACAAGUAUGAACCACACAACUCCCUUAACUUUAUUCUCUGCAAAGUGUAUAAAAUGU